GCCACUUAAUUUCGUUAAAGUGGCAAUCAAGUUGUGGUUGAAAUAUCUUAGCGCUAUGGCGAGAUCCUCAAGUAUUCGUCCUCUAAUAAUUAUUAAAACAGUAUUCGUUUUAUUGUACACGUAUGGUGUGCUAUUCACUUCAACGGAAGCUUGUGAUGGAUACAAAAUAAAAAUUAACAAAUUGGAACCUUGCGCUGGUAAUAUAUUUAAGCUUACAAACCCAAAAGUCGAUCUAACGAAAGCCUGCCGCGCCGUUAUAACUGGGUGCAUGGAUGUGAAAGGGUUUUCAAGCUGCAAGGUUACAUAUGACAUUAAGAAGAAAGGAAUGAUGGUCCCAUUUAAAGGCGAAAAAGAUGCUUGCGAAGAAAUUGCAAAAGCAACCAAAGAAUCAGAUACAGCUUCAAGGUUGAAGAAGUACAAUAUUUCUCCAAAUUGUCCAAUUAAGAGUGUCAAUGCAUGUUCUAAAGAAGGUGAGUCGCUGGAUUUAAGCCCUUAUAAGGACAAGUUUCGGCUUGCUGCCGGUCAGUACACGGGCACCAUCGGAUUUGACUGUGACAGCGGUAAGAGCUGCUUCAAGUUCGACGUGGAAUUUAAACGUGGCAAAUAGACCAGUAGUCUAAUGAAACAGUCUCCUCCACAAAACAUCGUCUCUUUUUUAACAUGCAAUUGUUAGUUUUAGUUAAAGCAAUUGAAUGCUAUAGACUGCCUGUUGUAGCUAGAAUUUUGUGCACGAAUCUCCAGAAACGUUUGCUCACAAUACAGAGACAAAGCUAUUUCUUCGAACGAAACUUCAGAAAAAAUUGUCGCAUGAAAAAGAUCUCCUUUAUCCAAAAUUUGAUUUAUUGUUAAAUGUGUUAUAUUACAUACAAAAUGUAUUAAUUUACUGUAAAAAAGUAAGAUUAAAUAUAUCUUCUACGACAUUUAUUACUGUUUCUUUGAGGAUAUUUGCAUUUUAAUAUGAUUAUUUCAUAAAUGCAUAUUACAAAUUACUGAGUCGUUCUUAAAAAUAAAUCAGAUUACAACACACAAGUUAAAAAUCCUACGUCCUCAUUUCACGAUUUCUGAAAAUAAAACUGUGAAAUUUAAA
Zootermopsis nevadensis is the source of this 1087-nucleotide messenger RNA. RefSeq lists its product as uncharacterized. Lineage: Eukaryota; Metazoa; Arthropoda; Insecta; Blattodea; Termopsidae. The record is from RefSeq and is a predicted model, not a curated record.